Messenger RNA from Selaginella moellendorffii, 1750 nucleotides. Its product is annotated as serine/threonine-protein kinase PknJ. The coding region runs from base 607 to 1740 and encodes 377 amino acids. The transcript is spliced from 3 exons. NCBI's taxonomy places the organism in Eukaryota, Viridiplantae, Streptophyta, Lycopodiopsida, Selaginellales, Selaginellaceae. The record is from RefSeq and is a predicted model, not a curated record. Gene Ontology annotation, molecular function: ATP binding; protein kinase activity. Gene Ontology annotation, biological process: protein phosphorylation.
GGUGACGACAGUAACGAUUGUGCGAGCCAACGAUAGCACGGAGGUAAUCAAGGUGCGAAUUCCUCCAGCAGGGCUGCUGGCAAAGAAAAUUUACAAGCAGUUGGAGAGGUAUGGGCUUCAUGGUGCCCUUGAAGUGGAUGGGGUUUCUGUCAUUGACGACGACACAGUGUUUGCUAAAGAUCACCUCGUUUACAUUCCUCAGCCGAGUGCAGCUCAAGCAGAAGGUACUUUGUCUGCCUUGCCGUACUUCUCAUCACCGCUACGACCUUCCAAGAAGUUGAAGGCGUCUUAUUUUCAAGGGAAGACAAGAUGUGUUCUUGUGACAGAGCUCGUUGGCACUCAAAGCUUUCGUGUUGCAGCUGCUCUUAGCUGGUUGUGGCUACACCUCUUCGGGGACUCACCAAAUCUAUCAGCUUUUAUGUCGACUUUGCACGAAAGAAGGUGAUCAUCGACCGCAACGAGGUGAUUCCAUUGGACGUGCAGGUUACAUGGUCCCAUGGGAGUGUCGAUGAUCCAGAUGGAAUUGCCACGAAUUCAGACAGCCUCAGCCAGCUGCUUAACUAUGUUCUCAACUACAACAAAAACAGGGUGGGCAACUACAGUUGUAUGGCUGCAUUGAUCAUUCGUGUCCAAUUUGUCUUUUUUUUCAAGUUUCACAUCAGGAAGAAUGGCGAGGAUGAUCUAGGAAGCUUGGAGCUGCUAGAAUAUGCUCCUGGCUUCCAAAGGGGAAGCGGUCAGAUGACUGCAGAGGCUGGGCUAUGGGAAGUGUGCUUGAUCGACAUGGCGCGCUUGAUCAAUAACGAGUUUGGGAUCGAAAGAAACUGGUCUAUAAAGCCGGUGCAAGACAUGGACGUGCCAGAGGCUUUGUUAUCUCGUAUGCACAGUGCUAGCUUCCAGGAGUUACUUCCUUUCGCACCACCUGAAGGUUUCCAUUCACUGGUCAAGUAUUUCAGAAGUGUGGCACCUGACUGCUACGGCCCAGUCGAGUUCGUCUAUGAAAGCAAAACCGGCAGCGUUCAAGUUUCGAGCGUGCUGGCUUCAGGGCCCAGGUCUUGCGUCUUUGCAACAGCAGGAUUGGCCAGCGUUGUCAAGGUGUCUUCUGAAAACUACAUCGAUCUUGAUAUCCGGGCGCACUUCUUGGGUCACUCAUCUGAUUGCAGAUACUUACGGAAGAUGAUCGGACAUGGUCGAGUGAAUGGAGCAGGCCGGGGUCUCAGAUUUGUGGAGCUGGAGGGAGUGGGUGUCCCCUUCAGCAAGAAGCACGUCUCAACUGCGAAACAGAUUGCCAAGUGCUGGAGAGAAGCGUCGGAGGCGGUGAGAGCUCUGCAUCAUCGCAAAGUUUUCCACAGGGAUAUCAAACCGAGCAAUUUCAUCGUCAUGGAACACGGAACUGGAGACCAGAGGCUCGUUUUGAACGACUUCGACUGUGCUGCUCACUGGGACGAUAGCAUGAGAGAGGAGGUUGGAACUGUUAUGUUCCGCUCUCCUGUGCUUGAUGAAGGUGGGGAGUACUGCUGUCGAGAUGACUGGCUUUCCCUUGGGCUCAGCUUUGCUUACCUGUUGGGGAUUUUUCCAGAGAGACUUUGCUGGAACAGGCAGCGGAAGCUUCAAAUUUUACAGGAACUUGCAGUUCAUGCAUUGGCGCCUGCAGAUAUGAAGACCACGAUCCUUCUUGCUCUUGGUGAAGAACAUGUUUGCUGUUGUAGAGUAGUUUCGACUCAUAUAUGUAAAAAUAUUUAAAUUAAAUAGC